AUGAGAGAAGACCCGUGCGUCCUCCCCAUCCAGAAUGCCCUGUCGUGUCGACGGCUAUUGUUCCUCACGUUUCGGAUGCACACACUCCGUCACUUAGACGGCUGUCUGGCAGCACCGCCCUCUGGCUUUUGCACGCAGAGACUCCGUCACUCAGACCGCGUGUUCCUCACGCUUUUGUGUUCAAACACGGAGAGGCGACUGGGACUGCUUCGGCGGUGGGCGACAUUCGAACUUUUGAAUUCACUACACAUUGCUUCGAUGUGCGCCGCGUCGACGCGUGACGAGCUGCCGGUGACCGAUAAGUGUCGUGCACUGACGUUGCGCCGCCGUUUGUCAGAACGAUAUUUCAAAAGGCAUCGGCUAAAGAAAAGCCCGAAUGGAAACCAGUACGCAUCAUGCACUUUUCAGCGUGACCGCUGA
Molecule: messenger RNA, 420 nt
Organism: Rangifer tarandus platyrhynchus (Svalbard reindeer)
Lineage: Eukaryota; Metazoa; Chordata; Mammalia; Artiodactyla; Cervidae
Source: the annotation of a GenBank genome assembly